Cygnus olor (mute swan) is the source of this 3187-nucleotide messenger RNA. RefSeq names its product solute carrier family 23 member 1-like. Lineage: Eukaryota; Metazoa; Chordata; Aves; Anseriformes; Anatidae. Gene Ontology annotation, molecular function: transmembrane transporter activity. Gene Ontology annotation, biological process: transmembrane transport. The transcript has 12 exons. Gene Ontology annotation, cellular component: membrane. The record is from RefSeq and is a predicted model, not a curated record. Bases 244 to 2115 code for a protein of 623 amino acids.
UCCCCUAAUCAGCUGGAGAAAAGGAGUCACUUAUAUAAGCCCAGGGAAAGAAAACACUUCUGCGAUACUGCUCACAUGAAGACCUAGGACUGAGCACUGGUUUACUCCUGACGUCCAGUUUCUGCAUCUGCUCACCCAGUUUCUUUAGGGCUGUACUGACCGGGACGAGUGGCAAUUUGGGAGGCUUCCUUCUUCUUACUCCUCUUUCUUUUUCAAGGCAGUCGGUGAAGAAAAGUGGAAGGCAUGACCCCCUCGUCAGAUAGAGAGCUCAACGGGCUAGAUAACCCCAGCUUUGUGGGUGAAGAUGGGAACCACCACUGCUCCUUGCCCAAUCCUGCUGCCCAGGGCCCAGAGAAAAUCGGGGUCAAGGGCCGGGACAACAAGUUAGCCUACACCAUCACGGAUGUGCCCCCCUGGUACCUGUGCAUCCUGCUGGGCAUUCAGCAUUUCCUGACAGCCAUGGGAGGUCUCGUAGCCGUCCCUCUGAUCCUCUCCAGAGAGCUUUGCCUCCAGCACGACCUGCUCACCCAGAGCCACCUGAUCAGCACCAUCUUCUUUGUCUCAGGCAUUUGCACCCUGCUGCAAGUCCUCUUUGGAGUCAGGUUGCCUAUUAUUCAAGGAGGGACUUUUGCAUUCCUGACCCCCACCCUGGCCAUGCUGUCUCUCCCCAAGUGGAAGUGCCCUGCCUGGACGCAGAACGCCACUCUGGUGAAUGCCUCUUCACCAGAGUUCAUUGAAGUCUGGCAGACACGGAUGCGAGAGGUACAAGGAGCUAUCAUUGUAGCUUCCUGCUUUCAAAUCUUCGUUGGAUUUUCUGGCCUGAUUGGAUUUCUGAUAAGAUUCAUUGGGCCCCUGACAAUUGCCCCCACCAUCACCUUGGUUGCACUACCUCUCUUUGACUCAGCUGGAAAUGAUGCUGGGCAGCACUGGGGCAUAGCCUUCAUGACUAUUUUUUUCAUAGUUCUGUUCUCUCAGUACCUGAAGGACAUCCCUGUACCACUGCCGUCGUACCAGAGAGGCAAGAAGUGCCACUUCUCCCCUGUCUACCUCUUCCAGAUCUUCCCGGUGCUGCUGGGGCUGUCCCUGAGCUGGCUGCUCUGCUACGUGCUGACAGUGACCGACGUCCUCCCUGUGGACCCUGCCGCCUACGGCUACCUGGCACGGACUGACACGCGCGGGGACGUUUUGUCUCGGGCUCCCUGGUUCCGGAUCCCUUACCCAGGCCAGUGGGGAGUGCCAACUGUCAGCUUGGCUGGGAUAUUCGGCAUCCUCGCCGGGGUGAUCUCCUCCAUGCUGGAGUCCAUGGGGGAUUACUACGCCUGCGCCCGCCUGUCUGGUGCCCCGCCGCCGCCGAAGCACGCCGUCAGCCGCGGGAUCGGGGUGGAGGGCAUCGGCUGCCUCCUGGCCGGGGCCUGGGGAACGGGGAAUGGCACCACGUCCUACAGCGAGAACGUGGGGGCCCUGGGCAUCACCAAGGUCGGGAGCCGCAUGGUGAUCGUUGCCGGUGCCUGCACCAUGCUCCUCAGCGGCGUCUUCGGGAAAGUCGGGGCGAUGUUUGCCAGCAUACCCACCCCUGUCAUCGGAGGCAUGUUCCUCGUGAUGUUUGGCAUUAUCACAGCAGUGGGGAUUUCCAAUUUGCAGUACACGGAUAUGAACUCCUCCAGAAACAUCUUUAUAUUUGGAUUCUCUGUAUUUGCUGGCCUCACAGUUCCCAACUGGGCAAACAAAAAUAGUGCGCUGCUAGAAACAGGUAUCAUCCAGCUGGACCAGGUGAUCCAAGUGCUCCUUACCACUGGCAUGUUUGUGGGUGGACUGCUGGGGUUUAUCCUGGAUAACACCAUUCCAGGAACACAGGAGGAGCGGGGACUCCUGGCAUGGAAGCAUAGCCACAGGGGAGAGGUGGGCAACUCUCAGCUCAUUUCCAAGGUCUACGAUCUUCCAUUUGGCAUAGGCACCAAAUACUGUGCUGUCUCUUGGUUUCGGUAUCUCCCAGCUUGCCCCAAAAGACUACCUGGCAGCAAGAAAAUGGAUGAACUGAAGGCUGCUGGACAAGAAAGCAGUGAUAAAGCAAGCUCAGAAAGAGACUCGGAGAUAGGUGCUGAUACAAGGAUAUAAGCACCUUGCCUGAAGGUGAACUUGUCUCUCAAGCUGAGGUCUGAAAAGUGUGUCUGCUGUUCCCGUCAUUUGAACUUGAGCUGGCACCUCUUAGAGGCUGAAGCAAGAGAAUGACAGUGUCCUUCUCUUCCUAGCUCUGCCCCCAGUGCCACUGGUGACCUUGAGGGAAUCAUUGUUCUCCACCCUACUCCUGCUUGCCCAGCUCUAGGAAGAACAUAAUUCUGCUUUGGGAAAGCCCAAGAAAUGCCUGGGAAGGCUGCUCACUUUCCUUCCUUGCACUGAUCCUUGGGGACCCUGAGGAACAACUGUUAAGCUGGAGCAAAGCUGUUCCUUUCCCCCAUCCUGGCUGCUCACCAGGCCACAGGAGAAGGCAUCCCUGAUGUGGGCCCUCUGCCACUAUCAGGCAUCCUUUGGGCUGAGGCUUAUCACCCCCACCUUAAAAGUCUUUAAUGGCAAUGCUCACCGUUCAGACUUAAACCUCUUUCUGGCCAAAGGGAAGAAACAGGCACCUCUAGGCCAUGAUUCACCUCAUUCCUGUGACACUUUAAAGUCAAUCAAAUGAACGUUACUAGAAGAGAGGCAUCUAAGUUUAAUGGGAUGAAUUGUCUUCUGACAGUGCCUCUCUGUCCCUAGCCAGCAGAGGGAAUCUGCAGACCUUACUUAGGUUGUUGAUCCGUCAGCAAUAACCAUUGUAACUGGAAGGAAUCCCACGUGGGGUGCUGGGAGCAGGCUCAGGGGACCAGCUUCCCCAGGGCACCAAAGUGCACAGAGAUGAAGGAAUCUCCAUCACAGAUGUAGGAGAAAACUCUUCUGCUUGUAAUCUGAGUUACUUCUGCUACUGCUAUGGUCCAUGUGUCCCCACCAUGCCUGUUUGGUUUGGUGAUUGUGUGGUGACAACCAUGUCUUUGGAAAACAGCCUGCAGAUUCUUGCUGCUUCCCGCUGUCAGCAUAACCAGCCUUAACUUGUUAAUAUGUGACUGCACAUGCUGGUGGCACGUAAUAGCAUUGCUGUAACAUAAGCUUGUGUUUCCUGCAUUGAGAUUUAUACUUGGAUAUUUUUUGGGGAAAAUAA